Cannabis sativa is the source of this 1389-nucleotide messenger RNA. RefSeq names its product (+)-neomenthol dehydrogenase. Gene Ontology annotation, cellular component: membrane. The record is from RefSeq and is a predicted model, not a curated record. Bases 320 to 1234 code for a protein of 304 amino acids. Lineage: Eukaryota; Viridiplantae; Streptophyta; Magnoliopsida; Rosales; Cannabaceae. The transcript is spliced from 7 exons.
AGCCUUAUUAGAUUUGGUCUCUUCUAUAUAUCAAACUCUCCUCUCUCAGUCAACUCUCUCUCAACUCAAGUCAACAUCUUCCUCUUCAUUUCUCUCUAUUUCAUAUCUCUUUAAGCUUUCCAUCUUCACUUUUAAGAUCAACAUAUUGUGCAUACAGGGUCAGUUCUCUCUCAUAUAAUCUCAACUACUUUUUCGAAGGAGUUACAUAACAUAUACACACACAUAUUUUACACUGAUCCAUUUCUUCUCAGAGCCAAUUGUACACAGUAGCAUUAUCACAGCUACACAACUCUCAUCAUAACAUAAAAAACACCAAUAAAUGGCAACUCAGUUAUCACAAAGGUAUGCAGUGGUUACAGGAGCAAACAAGGGGAUAGGAUAUGAGAUAGUGAAGCAGCUGAGCUCAGAAGGAGUGUGUGUGGUUUUAACUGCUAGAGAUGAGAAAAGAGGAAGAGAGGCUACCUCAAAGCUGCAUCAGUUAGGUCUCAGCUCAGACUCUCUUCUUUUUCAUCAACUUGAUGUUUCAGAUCCUCUUAGUGUCCAGGCCUUGGCUCAAUUCAUUACCCAAAAAUUUGGCAGACUUGAUAUCUUGGUAAAUAAUGCUGGAGUCUCUGGAAGUGUAGUUGAUGAUGAAGCCUUGAGGGCAAUGAACAUAGAUCCUGUAGAUUGGCUAUCAGGGAAGGUGGCCAACUUGGUUCAAAGUGUGAUUAAACAACCAUAUGAGAAGGCAGAAGAAUGUUUGAAUAUCAAUUACUAUGGUGUGAAGAGAGUCACAGAAGCUCUACUCCCUCUCUUGAAGCUUUCUCCUUCAGGAGCAAGGAUAGUCAACGUGUCCUCUCUAAGAAGUGAGCUAAAGAGAGUGCCAAGUGAGAACAUAAGGAAAGAACUUGGGGAUUUGGAGAAUUUAAGUGAAGAGAAAGUGGAUGAGAUUUUGAAAAAGUUUCUGCAUGAUGCAAAAGAAAAUGGGCUUGAAGCAAAUGGUUGGCCAGUGAUGUUGCCAGCUUAUAGUAUUUCUAAGGUUACAGUAAAUGCUUACACAAGAGUAUUGGCCAGAAAGUACCCUGACAUGUACAUCAACUGUGUGCACCCUGGCUUUGUUAAUACAGAUAUUAAUUGGCACACAGGAACAUUAACUGUUGAAGAAGGGAGCAAAGGUCCAGUCAUGUUGGCCCUUUUACCAGAUGGAGGCCCUACUGGUUGCUAUUUUGACCAAACCCAAGUGGCAAUGUUCUGAUUGUUAUUUCUAUUUUGGCCAAAAUGGGUAAGAACAUUUGGAUUGGAUUUGUUAAAACUGAGAUUUCUCUUUUGGUAAUAAUGGCUUUUGGUUUUUGUGGCCGAUUUAUGGAGUGUUUUGUUAAGUUGGACUUUAUGAAAAGAUUUAUUAGGAAA